AUGCUAGCCACUAAAGCCGAGGAAUUUGCCGGUAAAUUAAACAUUUCAAAUUUCAAGGCAUCUAGUGACUGGCUUGAGAAAUUCAAAUUUCGCCAGAGCAUCUCAUUCAAGAGAGUUUGUGGGGAGGAGAAAUCGGUUGACUGUCAGUCUGCCGAUAUGAUUCUCUGGAAAGAAAAGUUGCCAUUACUCCUACAGACGUACUCCCCAGACGAUAUCUACAAUGCAGAUGAGACCGGCAUCUUCUUCAGAAUGCUUCCAGACAAGACCCUAGAAUUCAAAGACGUCGACAGCCAUGGUGGAAAGAAGAACAAAGAACGGCUGACGGUAAUGGUCUGCGUCAACAUGAGCGGUAAAGACAAGCUUCCCCUACUUAUCAUCGGGAAAUCGGCAAACCCAAGAUGCUUUAAGCAUGUCAAGUCCAAGCCUACAUAA
This is a messenger RNA of Saccostrea cuccullata (small rock oyster), 432 nucleotides long. RefSeq names its product tigger transposable element-derived protein 6-like. The coding region runs from base 1 to 432 and encodes 143 amino acids. Lineage: Eukaryota; Metazoa; Mollusca; Bivalvia; Ostreida; Ostreidae. The record is from RefSeq and is a predicted model, not a curated record. Gene Ontology annotation, molecular function: DNA binding. The transcript has a single exon. Gene Ontology annotation, cellular component: nucleus.